AUGAUACAAAAAUGCCACAAAAAAUGUCUGUACAUUUUCAUGCGGAACUUUUCAUCAAUAUUUGAAGUGAUAAGGGCCAGAAAUUGUGGUAAAUUGGGGAAAUCUCACAGGAACGAUGCGUCUAAGCCCAAUGUAACGGCAAUACUUAAACGCUAUGCGGCGGUUGAACCCAUCGUACCAAGCAAUAUCGCAAAUGAAUUCAUUAAGAAGGUUUCCAACCUUCGUUGCCUCAGUAUGGAUACUCUAUGUCAUUUGCCAUAUUACAAAUGCGAAGACAUAUCUGCGAUAAUUAAAUUUUUAUCACAAAUAAAGUACCGGGAUGUGAUUCUGUUACAAGGGUUGUGCGAAGCCCUGUACUGGCAAUGCAGCAUCAAUAAGGCCAGAUUGGGCAGUGUGACUUCUGUGCUUUCUAAUUUGGUAAAUUUGUCAUUUGUACCUCAACUGAGGAUUAGCAAGACUUUUUGCGAUCAAUUAGACAAUCCCAAGAACAAGCAAUCCAUUGGAGAUUAUACUAGAGUAUACAAGUUUUUAGUCCUCACUAAUCUAAUAGAUGUCCAUCACUUUAUACAGCUUUACGCUAGGAUUGAAGAAAAAUGUUUAAAUUCAAUGGGCCUUAUGAAUCAUUCACAAUUGGCACUUAUAUCAACCAUUUUGCAGUACUUACCGGGCGCUAAAUGGGAGUUGAUGGAUCGUAUUUGUGCAAACUUCCAACGGAAAUUGCACGAAAUUCCUAUGGAUUCAUUUACCAUACUCUUAAAAAAUAUAAAUAAAUUGAGACCUGAAUUCAAACUAGUUCCUAGGCAUUGUCCACCUCUUAUAGCACAGGUUGUUAAUAAUUUCACCUUGGAUAUAACACAAAUCAUUACUAUUUUGCAAACUAUGUCCAUAUACUACAUAAGGGAUACGCCUGUUUUGUCUAAAUUGGGGAAAUUACUUUCUAAAAGUGAUAAUUUUACACUUGAGCAGAAAAUAUUAGUACUAAACAUUUUUGCCCAAUUGAAUUAUAAACAUAAGGAAUUUUUAACAAGUAUGCCCCUUGAAACCAUUUGUAACGGUAUAUCUAAGUUAAAAAUGGUGGAAAAGUGCAACACGGUAGGAGAAGUAAAGGAGCUGUUUCAAGAUUUUUACCCAUAUAUAUCAGUACACCCAUAUAAAUUCAUCCAAUUCUCAAUUGCAUACAUUAAUUGUCUGGCAAAAGUUGAUUAUAAUAAACGAGAAUUUGUGCUUAAGGCAUUGGAUAUUGUCAAGCAGUGUAACAUGCGUAGGGAAGAUUUUACACUGCUAAGCAAGAGAAUAUUCCAAUUAACUCUGAUCAAUCAGGGUAAAAUCAGUUUAUCAAGUUAUAGUCAAUCGAUUGGGCAGUAUAAUCAACUAGUUGAACAGAACUCUCUUAUCAAUGAAGGGGGUAAUGCGAUAAAUUGUAUUGGCAAUUUUGUAGGAUUCGAUUGCAAUACAACUGAUGAGAUGAUAGAUCGCUUGGCAGAUUUACUACCGCAAAAAAUGAAAAGUGUGGUGCCAAAAAGGGCUACCAAGAGGGAAUUGAUGAUAGCUAAGUUUAAUUACUCGAAAACGGGAUUGUUACGCGUUGAUUGUAGCGUAAAAGAUUUGCUUCAAGCUAUUGCGAUUAAACGUGAUAACACUAACACCAAUUUGUUGGUUCCCAGAGAAAACCCGCCUAACAUGCCAUUCAACAAUUUGGAGGAAUACAGAACUAAUAAGCUUAAAAAUACUCAAGUGAUAAGGCGUGGCGGGAUUUCUCUGCCUAUGGAUUGCAAAGUGUACCGAACCAAAUCGGUAUUUGAGCUGUAUAGUGCUUUCUGGAACAGGACUUUUGGGCAAUACAUCCAGCAUCCUGCACAUAAGCGUCUACAGAAUAGGAAAUUGUAUCGCACAAUGGCUAAACUACUUUUUAGAAAAAGGAAUAAGAGUAGUAAUAAAUCACUAAAGCAUUUUCAGGCUAGUAGAUUAUAUGGUGUAAGCGUUAUGUUGGAAACUUCAAGUGGUCUGAGGGACAAGGAUGAGAUAAGGAAAUUGUUUUUCAAAAGGAAGAGGUAUUCUGGGUCAAAGCGUAGUUUUGAAAGUAAUUUGACUUAUGUGAAUAAGUGGCGUCUCUUGCGCCGUUGUUUCCUACGGCCAUACUCGCAGCUUCACGCGGCAUUCAAAACUUACAAUAUGUCUAGUGACAGUUACUUGAACUCAAUCGUCAAGGUCUAUAAGAAUCCUGAUUUGUCGGGUUUUACGUUUGACUGUUUUGUUCAUAAUAGCAAAAUCCCCAUUAUUUACGACACUAAACCAAUACUAGAUCCAGUGGGAGAUCAUGUGAGGAUGGGCAAGACAUUCUGGGAGUUCCAAAGGAUCAGGGAUAUGUACUUGGAUAAGUGGAGAGAAAGCGUUACAAAUAUUCUGCAGCUCAAUAAAACAAAUUUUACUAGAAUUAAUGAAUCGAAAAGCAAUAAUAAGAAUGUAAAGCUGUUAGUUGGCGGGCUCGAAUCUCUGGUAAAACUAAAUUGCCUAAGUCUGAAAUAUUUGUACUAUGUAAUUAGGCAGAUUAAGCAGAGUGAUGGUAAUCCCGUUGAACAACUUACACUAACAAAUAGAUUGCACCGGGCAAUUUCCAAUUACAAUUCAGAAGUUCUGCAGACAAAUAGGAAUACUUUGGUGGAUUUAUACAAGAAAUAUAUUCCGCUGGCGCAAAAUGCUGAGUGCAAAAUGCCUAGAGACAUUGUAAAUUUUGUAUAUACCAUGGGCAAUUCGUUGAAUAUUAUUCAAUCAAUCGGGGCUUUAGAGGAAUUGAAAAUUGACUUGAAGCAGCUGGGCGUGAAAAUUAUACGCAUGGGAGAGCGAUUUCCAACAGAUUCACACAAAAAGGAGUUCAGUCUCCAUUUUGAAGGAAAUUUUUUGAAGGUAUUAAAGUUUUUUGAGGCGGAAAAAGUGGAUUUGGUCUUGGAAAACAUGGACAAAUUGGCCAAACAUAGCCCUCCUCCCACAGCUAAGCUAUUACCCUGA
This is a messenger RNA of Babesia microti strain RI, 3006 nucleotides long. RefSeq names its product conserved Plasmodium protein, unknown function. The record is from RefSeq and is a predicted model, not a curated record. The transcript is spliced from 4 exons. Lineage: Eukaryota; Apicomplexa; Aconoidasida; Piroplasmida; Babesiidae. Bases 1 to 3006 code for a protein of 1001 amino acids.